Phacochoerus africanus (Common warthog) is the source of this 1042-nucleotide messenger RNA. It is a transcript of the gene SSBP1, whose product is annotated as single stranded DNA binding protein 1. Gene Ontology annotation, cellular component: mitochondrial nucleoid. Gene Ontology annotation, biological process: positive regulation of helicase activity; mitochondrial DNA replication. Lineage: Eukaryota; Metazoa; Chordata; Mammalia; Artiodactyla; Suidae. The record is from RefSeq and is a predicted model, not a curated record. The transcript has 8 exons. Gene Ontology annotation, molecular function: single-stranded DNA binding. Bases 255 to 701 code for a protein of 148 amino acids.
GGCGAGGGUUUUAAGGGACGUGGGCAGUGCGUGCGGAACGCGCGGGUCCUGUUAGCUGUGCAGACGGCCCUGCGUGGCUUUGGAGGUAGUGCUGUGUCGGUGACCCGCUCUUUUCACUGACGAGGAGACCUCUGCGGUGUCGUUCCGCCUCCCGGCCCUUUAUCUUGUUCGUCGGGAGCGUCACCUUUGAGAAAGGGCGUCUUCAACGUCAGGGGAAAAGACUAAAGAUUAGAUUGUAAGAGAAGAAAAUAGCCAUGUUUCGAAGACCUGUGUUUCAGGUACUUCAUCAGUUUGUAAGACAUGAAUCUGAAGUAGCUAGCAGUUUGGUUCUUGAAAGAUCUCUGAAUCGUGUGCAGUUACUUGGUCGAGUAGGUCAGGACCCUGUCAUGAGGCAGGUGGAAGGAAAAAACCCAGUCACAAUAUUCUCUCUAGCAACGAAUGAGAUGUGGCGGUCAGGGGAAAAUGAAGCGUACCAAAUGGGUGAUGUCAGCCAAAAGACUACAUGGCACAGAAUUUCGGUAUUCCGACCAGGCCUCCGAGAUGUGGCAUAUCAGUAUGUGAAAAAAGGGUCUCGAGUUUACGUGGAAGGGAAAGUAGACUAUGGCGAAUACACGGAUAAAAAUAACGUGAGACGACAAGCAACCACAAUUAUAGCUGAUAACAUUAUAUUUCUGAGUGACCAGGUGAAAGAGAAGGCAUAGAACGGACGGUUCUUCUUUGGCCAUCGUUUGUUAAGGACUACUAAGGGGGUAUAAGCAGAAGUCAUUUGCUGGUGUUUCUAGGAAGUUUCCUUAAAUGAGCUCACUCUUUUGGGAGGCUCAUCCUGUGUGCUUCUCCAGGCCCUCAUCUGGCUUUUUCUUCUGUGGAAUGUGGACAUUAUCACCGAAUCUCAAAGUAGCCGUCUUGGACCCUGAGGUGAUCUUCAGGAUGGCAGACAGAAGAAGCUGGGAUCUCUGAUGACCAUGGAGCCACCUUACCAGUCCUGGACAGUCUACUUCUGGACCUUUGGAGAUACAAAUAAAUUUCUGCCUUGUUUAAGCCA